Camelina sativa (false flax) is the source of this 990-nucleotide messenger RNA. The record is from RefSeq and is a predicted model, not a curated record. NCBI's taxonomy places the organism in Eukaryota, Viridiplantae, Streptophyta, Magnoliopsida, Brassicales, Brassicaceae.
UGUGAUGGGAACAAUGGAAAUCACUUUUCUUGUAGACCAAUAGAUGGGAAAUAUUUUAAGUUCCUGAAUCUCAAACUGGAUGUAUUUGCGAGUGGACUCAUCCUGCGAUCAUGCUUCAAGCCUGCGGACUUACUAGGUGGGAAAGUGCCUUCGUAUUUCCAACAUCGAGCUUAUGGAGAUUCCCUAACAGUCACUUUACCUCAGAGUUCUCUUUCUCAAGUAUUCUUCCGAUUUAAGGCUUGCGUCGUGGUUGUAGCCGAGGGCAAUGAUUGGUAUCCAUACUUGGAGGUAAAUGUUGGGUUCAAUGGCACACAGUAUUGGCACUCAUUUUUUGAAGAUGCAAAACCGAAGUUGUGUAAGACGGAUCAUCUGUUUUCGUGUUCCUUCAAGUUCCAGCCUACAGAUCGUCCAUCUAAAUUAGCUUUCAACGAUGUAAAGUUUAAGUUUUCUUCCUCCACGAGGAUAUAAGAAUGCGGUGUACGACUCUUGAAUGUGUUUCCAUCUCGAGAUGAUAGUGAUGGAAGCUCUGAAACAGACUAUAUGGCUUUGGGAGCAUCUGAAGAAUGUAUCAACUUACCCUGUGGCCAUAUUGUAGCGAACACAGGAUUAGACGCUCUAAAUCUGGAGCUUUCGUUACGGCAGGGAGACGCAUCAUCAGUUUCCCUGGAGGGGGAAGCUUUUUAUGUUGAUUCCGUGAUAACUGAGCAACAAGAUGCAGUUAUUCCCAUCUUGCAUAACUUGUUUUACCAUUCUGUUGCUAUAUGGAGAGAUUUCAGAGAACCAAAAUCUUAAUUCUCCAACUCUGGAGCCUGAAAGUGUUUGUAGUUUCGUCUUUAGCUGAAUGCAGAAUCACUAUGUGUUUGCUUUGUAAAUUUCGUUAUUCGUGAAAGAAUAUAUGUCUCAAAAAGCCACACUUUAGCAUAUCUUUGGCAUGCUUUUUGUAUUGUACCAUACAUCUAUCUAUUUUAAAACGAAAAGGACAUUGAAUUU